AUGGCCCACGACAGUGGCAAUGAGACGCAAGGGCGCAACCAAUCCUACCUCUUCAUCAACAAGACCUCUACGACGCUGGCGAAGAACCCGGAGGAGAGCUUCACUAUCUCCUCCCAUGUGUCGAAGACACAUCGGAGAUGGUUAAAGGAGGAGCGGCUGCGGAAGCUCCAUGCAUCAAGUGGCAAGGCUGUGGUUCAACGAUCUAUCCUCCCAGCAAAGGCUCAGUCCCAAGCCUUUGGUCCUGCGAGACUAGCGCCGCCUGAAGGCUACACAUCUGCAAGAACCGUGACCGGCUCCAACCAGCCGCAAGGUAGCAGAGGUGGCCCAGGGGCGCCGACAUCCGGUCCAGUAACCGCGGGACUCAGUGCCUGGACGAGCGGCUAUCCCGAGUACAGUCGGGCUGUUUACCAUUUCGAGGACGGCCAAGCCACUGAUGACCAAGAGCAUGGGAUUCCAGUAAAGGAAAAAGGACGGCGCGUCCAGGCAGGCGAUAGGCCUUCCCUGACUCCCUUUAGAGGCAAUUCCGAUCCGUUCUCGGUAGCUGCUCUGCCCCUGGCAGCCCAAGACCACGAGAUCCUUCGGCAAGCACAGCGCUUCUUCGUAUUCGUAGCUUGCCCAGACAACCGAAGUGCCGUCUGGAGGGCGCCGAUCGCGGAUAGCUCCAGCUCGCAUAUCCGGCUUCGACAGACCAUUGGCGAUGAAGCCGAAGUGCAUGCCGUGCUGGCCGCUGGCUACGCCGUGACGGCGAAAAGUUCCAAGCAUGACUACACGAGAUCGCUCGCCCGGGGCUUGUAUCAUAAAACCAAAGCCGUGGAGCUGCUUCGCGACCGGCUCAUGAAGCAUGGCUUCUCACAAAGUGUCACCACCUUGAUUCGUCUCCUCAUCUCUCUCGACUUCGAAGCAUCCGACAAUGAAGCCGCGCUCAUCCACCUGCGCGGGCUCUGGGCCAUGGCCGCCACCACGCCGGGCAUUCUGAUGGACGCGCAGGAACUCCUCCGCGUCAGUGACGCGUGGAUCUCGAUAUCGCUGUUGAAGAAGCCCGAAAUCUCUCCCGCCCGCUACGACCCGGGAGACCGGCUGUCGCAGCCGUUUGGGAAACUGCUCGACGCCCUGCAGCGCGAGCACGGCAUCUUUGCACACAAGCCGGGCGUGGUCAGCAGGCACGCCAGCUCCGCCUUUGAUGGCAAGAUGUGGUCCCUGCUGGACUCUGCGCAAGAGAUCGUGGGCACCAAAGCGAUCAUGGACAAGAUCGACGACUCGGACCUCCUGCACGAGGUCAUCAUGUGGAUGAACAAACGAAGCAGCGCAGUCACAGGGUAUUGCACGACCGGGUAUGUCGAGAACACCGAGAAAGCCGCCUCGGCGCAAGCCCAAGGCCACGGAGCCGAAAGUGUGGCCAGGACGUUGAUGGCGGCGGCGUCCCUGUGCGCGAUGAUGUUCAUGAACUUUCAGUUCCUCGACCUGCCCACCAACUACAACUUCAGCAAGACGUGCCAAAAGAUCGAGGAAGUCCUGCAAGGCGUGUCCAAGCGUGUCGAGCACGCAAGACGUCCCGAGCAAUACGCCGACUAUUUAUGGCUGCUGUUCCUCACCGCCAUGGGCAACGACGUCUUCAGCGCAAGAGGCGACAUCCCCUACUCGCCUUGGCCGGUCACGGAAUUCCACCGAGUCCGUGACCGUCUGCGGUUCGCCGACCAACACGAGGUGGUUGCAGCGCUGCAUGCGUAUCCACGCCACGCGAAGACGGAUGUCUUUCUUGUUGAGUUGCUUGACCAUGGCCAUGACGAGUCGCGGACCACGCACAUCGUUCCGUGGUCGAGAUGGUGUGGGAUCCUCAACCAUGCCUGA
This is a messenger RNA of Cladophialophora carrionii CBS 160.54, 1848 nucleotides long. RefSeq lists its product as uncharacterized. Lineage: Eukaryota; Fungi; Ascomycota; Eurotiomycetes; Chaetothyriales; Herpotrichiellaceae. The record is from RefSeq and is a predicted model, not a curated record. The coding region runs from base 1 to 1848 and encodes 615 amino acids. The transcript has a single exon.